AUGGGUUCUAUCUCCUACAGCUCUUUCACUUUGGAAAAUGUUCCAGGAGCAGCUGAGGAUCCUCUUUAUCGUCUGAUGAGAGAGUAUCGCGAGGACAAGGAUGCUAAUAAGAUUGAUCUUGGUAUUGGUGCCUAUAGAGAUAGUUCUGGUAAACCAUGGGUGCUGCCGAUCUUUGCACAAGCUGGCUUCGCCGUGAAGGAGUACCCCUAUUAUUUGGCUACCACGCGCAAUAUCGACAUUGAGGGUAUGCUAGAGAGCUUGCGGGAUGCUCCUAGAGGGUCAACAAUUGUCCUUCAGGCCUGCGCCCAUAAUCCUACCGGCAUUGAUCCAACGCAAGAAGAUUGGAAGCAAAUUGCCCAGGUCAUUCGAGAGCGAUCUCACUUCCCGUUCAUUGACUGCGCAUAUCAGGGAUUUGCUUCGGGUGAUCUCCUACGUGACUCUUGGGUAUGUCGGUACUUCAUCGAGCAAGACUUUGAGUGCUGUAUUGCCCAGUCCUUUGCUAAGAACCUCGGUCUGUAUGGAGAACGAGCUGGGGCAUUCCAUUUCAUCUGUGCACCGGGUUCAAGUGCUACAGAACUCGCCACUCGAAUCUCGAGUCAACUCGCAAUUAUACAGCGAGCAGAGAUCUCGAAUCCCCCAUCCUAUGGAUCAAAGAUUGCAAGCUGUGUUUUGAAUGACGAGGCCCUUUUCUCCCAAUGGCAGGAGGAGCUUUGCCUAAUGAGUGGCCGAUUGGCGGGAGUACGAAAGGAAAUACAGUCUGGACUGGAAGAGCGAGGCACGCCCGGCUCUUGGUCACACCUUUCGACGCAGAUUGGCAUGUUUAGCUACACAGGACUUUCGAAAGGUCAAAUUCGGACUUUGAAAGAAAAGUGGCAUAUUUAUAUGGUAAGUCUGUCAUAG
Messenger RNA from Penicillium taxi, 900 nucleotides. RefSeq lists its product as uncharacterized. The transcript is spliced from 2 exons. NCBI's taxonomy places the organism in Eukaryota, Fungi, Ascomycota, Eurotiomycetes, Eurotiales, Aspergillaceae. Bases 1 to 900 code for a protein of 299 amino acids. Gene Ontology annotation, biological process: amino acid metabolic process; biosynthetic process. The record is from RefSeq and is a predicted model, not a curated record. Gene Ontology annotation, molecular function: transaminase activity; pyridoxal phosphate binding.